AAUCUUCCAGUCUCCAGUUUGUCGAAGACCACCUGUAUGAUGCAAGAUCUACAUCAAAAUUCUGUGGAAAUCCUGGUGCAGUAACUCCAUGGCAAUUAUCCAGGAAGUUUGAACUCCUAAUGAGUUUUACAGUGCUCCCUGACAUGGCACAUGUGGGAUUGGUCUUCCUCUUAUUGGUGGUGGCAUCAUCAGCUCAAGAUACCUGUCCGGCAUCUUCUGGCAUUCACGGCUCCCCUGGGCAACCUGGAAUGCCUGGGGCACCUGGCAAAAAUGGCAAGGAUGGGCCAUCUGGCAGGAAAGGACAUCCAGGUCCCCCUGGAGCAGCAGGUCUGGCUGGUGCCAAGGGCCAGAAAGGUGAACCAGGCUUGGAGGGCACAAUAGGAAAAGUUGGGCCUGAAGGUGAAAGUGGAGAAAAAGGAGAGAAAGGUGCAAGAGGGGAGAAGGGUGAGCGAGGAGAUGUCGGAGACCACACAAGUACCCUGAAGUCAGCUUUCUCCAUGGCUAGAAAUACAAUGGCGAACCCAAGGAGGUUUCCAAUAAAGUUUGAUAAACUGAUAACCAACAAACAAGGCAAUUAUUUACCAAGAUCUGCAAAAUUUCAGUGCCAAAUACCAGGCUUGUAUUAUUUUGUUUAUCAUGCAACUUCCAAGGGUAACCUUUGUAUUAACAUCAUGCUCAAUCAAGUAAAACAGGUUGGUUUCUGUGAUCAGGUGUACAAUAUGUACCAGGUGAGUUCUGGGGGAGUUGUCCUUAAACUGAAGACUAAUGAUUUUGUCCAUCUUGAAGCAUCUGAAUCCAGUUCAAUUAUAGGAAUGGAUGGAGCUGACAGUGUCUUCAAUGGAUUCCUCAUAUUUCCAGAUUAAAUUCUCAACCAGAGGAAUGACACAGUCUUGCAACUGAACAUCAUGCAUUUGCUCAAAGUCUUGUCUAGAGAUACCUGUAAAGAUUUGUACUGAAAUGCUGAGGUUUUGAAACAACCCCAUAUGAUACCAGCAUACAGCUAACACAUUUCUCUCUGCUUUAUUUAAAGGUGGAAGCUAAUCCAUUUAAAAUGAAAGGUUAGCGUCUUUGGCAAAGGGUGAAUUUGUAUUGAAUAUUUUACUGUUUAUAGAAUCUGCUAUCUCCUAUGGAGCUGUUUUAAAACCCCAGCAAUUAAUGAGAAUGUAACAAUACUGCUUAAUUGACCAUUUAUGAUUUCUUAUGGUUUAAGAAAAUGGACAAUAAAUCAUGUUUUGAAUUUUCUGAAUGUUGUGUGUCUGAAUUUCCUGUAUGUGCAUCUAGUCAGGGCAUUAAAUACAGUCCAUACUCAGUUGCAGUGCUUUAUUUGCCUUUGUCGACACAGUAUGAAGAUUGGUAGAUGUGCCUUUACUUCUGUAAGUAUAAAAUGUAUCAAUUUCAAUAUGUAAAUGCCUAUUGUUUCCUUAAUAAUUUGUACCUGACAUUGCAUAAACUUUAUGAAAUGCAUUGAGACAACCUCCUCUGAAACUGGUUAUGCAAACAAAGCUUCUAUGUAUAACUUCAAAUCUUAAAUAAAGUGAAUUGUUUUAUUCA
Messenger RNA from Chiloscyllium plagiosum (whitespotted bambooshark), 1551 nucleotides. NCBI's taxonomy places the organism in Eukaryota, Metazoa, Chordata, Chondrichthyes, Orectolobiformes, Hemiscylliidae. The record is from RefSeq and is a predicted model, not a curated record.